AUGAAUAGCAAAUUUCUACCUCGCUGGAGUUAUAACAAAUGGACGAAACAAUCGUGCAAACUCUACUACUUGAAAGAGGCCAAGUUUUUACGAACAAAAAGAACGACAAUUUGCCUGAACGGUUCAGGCAAAUUUAGUCGUUCGAACAAGGACAAAUGGGAUAACCUGAACGAAGAAAAUAUAUCUUCUUCUGACAUAAAGGAGAAAUGGAAAAGUCAGACAAUCCAUGAUGAGACUACAAAUGCAUGCCCAAGUGACAAGAAAGGUAACGCUAGCUAUACACAGAUGCAGAAAAAGUACGAAGAGAUGAAAAAAAAAAUAUAUCAAAAAUACAACCAUCAGGGGAUAGAAAGUGAUCCUCAAAACGUAGAGAUGCAUGGAAGGAACUAUGGACAUGUGAACGAGUUAAAUAUCCAUCGAAUGUUAUUACUAGGAUUAGCGAAUGUAAACAUACAUGAACUGAACAAAAUGCAAAUUAACAGUUUUUUAACUAUACAACAAGGAAAAGAUGUUCUAAUAAAUUAUCCUGUCGGGUCAGGUAAAACCAUAGCAUAUUUACUACCCCUUCUGAAUAACAUUUAUUUUGUACAUGAUUAUUUAGAGGAACUGAUUCUUGAGAACUACAACAAGGAUCACAAUAAUAAUAGUCUUAUGACAAAUUCAAUUAAGAAAAACUACAAAUUCAGUAACAAUUUUGAUUUAUAUAACGAAAUGCGUAAAUAUUUUAUCAAGUAUAGUCAUUAUAAGAAUCAUGUUCUAUUGGAAGAUAACACAAUUCAAAUGAAGAAGAAAAUGAAACAAAAAUUUAAUUUGCUUCCUCAACAUUUCACUGAAUUGGGGGAAUACCAAUCAUCUGUUUUAUUACAUUCUCCCAUAGGUAGGAAAUGUCACACAAAAAAAAAAGCAGAAAAAAAAAAAAAAAAAAACUCAUCAAAUGAAAAUCAAAAUGAACAUGAAGAAGUCACACAUAAUGAGAAGCAGAACGCAGCACUCGAAAUACAGACAAAAAGUAAUAAUAUCAGUUUGAUGAAUAAAUUGAUAGAAGUAAUAAAAAUUAACAAUAUCAAUCUGAACAAUUUAAAUAGUGACCAUAUCAAUAAGGAAGAGGUAACUAAAUUGGAAAACUUACUAAAAUACAACUUUAAAGAGGAAAGAAAACAAAGCAAUUGCAUUUUGACAACACAAGACAGGCACGAACCCAUUUACAGAUACUUAACGCGUAACCCGUUACAAAUAAAUAAAUCCAUAAUUAUUCUUACUAUUAAUAAAGAUAACAUAAGCCAAAUUGUCAAAGUGAUUAAAGAACUUGAUAUCCUGAACCGAAUUAAUAUACAAACAUUGAAUGAUGUACCAUAUUAUGACAUUCACCAUUUGGAGAAUGAAAUUUCUGAACAAGAGACAAAAUCGAAUAGAAAAGAAAAAAUCGAUGAAAAAAAGUUCCAUGAUAGGAAAAAUUACAACUUUGAAAAUAUACAUGUAACAAAUAUCAACAGGGUAAACAAUCCAAUAUUAUGCAAAGAUGAAAUUAUGUGGACAUGUGCAGAUAUAGUAAUUACCACGCCAGAUAUUUUUCUUCAAACGUAUCAAAAUGAAAAAAACAAACAUAUUCUCCCAUCCAUAAUAAUAUUUGAUGAAAUAGACAUGCUAUUUCAAAAUAAUGCUUACAGGAAUACAAUGAUGAAUAUUUUCCAUAUUAUUAAAAAGAGACCACAAAUAUACAAUCCACACGUUCAAAUAAGCAAUGAUACUAUAGAAAAUGUGGAUAAAUCAAUUCAAGACGUGCUAACGAACGAAACAAUGGAACAACAUCAAAACGAUCAUUCUAAAGUACCUUUCUUUGGAAAAUGCCUUGUUUUGAAUUCUUUUCAAGGAGAAAUUUAUUCGACGUCAUCAUAUUCUUCAUUGGAAAAGUCUGCAAACCUUGACAUGACUCUAGUCGAAAGUUCUAGUAAGAAUCCACCAAAAAAUACAACUCCUAAAAUGGAAAACAAAAGGAACAUUACGACGAAGGAAAAAAUACAAGAUUUGCCACUACUCCAGAUGAUAUAUGUCAGCUCAACCCUUCCAUCGGUUGGACAUACCACAUCUGGGAGUAUGUUGACAGAGAGAUUUAGCAACUUAGUUGAAAUUGUCAGUAAGGAAAAUUAUCAAAUCCCAGAAAAUGUCCAAACCCAAUGGAUCGAGCUAAACAAGGAUAAAAUUUUAAGCCAUUAUUUGCUUACCAACGGGGGAGAAAGUAACAAAAAUUGGGAUACAAAGGAUGAAAAAUCUAGUGUUCAUUAUGAUGGUAUCAAUUUGAAAGAUGCUUCUAUGUCCAGCAAAAUUAACGAACUUGAAAAUUGCUCUUUUGAACACAGAUUAGACCUACUAAUUCACGUUUUGAAAAAAUAUUAUGAGCGAGAUGGGAACGAGGAAAUUUAUGAACGGUCAGAAUAUUCUGAUCAUGAUCAAAGUCAGGCAAAAAAGGAAAAAAGUGUUACCACUGAAGAAGGGAAAAAAAAAAAAAAAAAAAAAAAAUUUGCAGAAUCCUCAAAAGGGAAAAACUUUCAUCUUAUCGAUAAAAAAUGUAUUUUCAAAACUAUCAUAUUUGUUAAUAGUAUAAAAGAUUGUAUUAGAAUAUAUUUUUUUUUAAAAAAACAUAAUUGGCCUAUUUUUUGUUUUCAUAAAAACAUAUCAAUAAAUUCACGAAUUCAAAAUUUACAUAAUUUUUACCACACACACCUUGCCAUAUUAGUAACUACGGAUUUGUUAAGUAGAGGAAUAGACACCAAAAACGUGGAUCACAUAAUUAAUUUUCAUUUUCCUUCUGAUGCUAUUACUUAUCUUCACAGGUUAGGAAAGAUGAAUAGGUAUGGUAAUCAACACUACAAGGAGAAACCUAACAAGGGAGAAGUGCAAACAGAAUACUCAUAUCAGGAAAGCACAAUUUCAAAACAAAUUACAAAUCAGUGUCCAGAUGUAAACAAAACUUAUCUUGUCACAAACUUCAUAUCAUUUUCAAAUCUCCCAUUGGCAAAUUCGAUAAGAUAUUUUCAUAAACACAACAUGAGUUUGCUUCCUCUUUUUUCCAGAAAAAAAUCAUUCAAAAUGAAAAAUAAAAGAAAAGAAAAUACAAAUGAGACACACAACAGAUACAUCGACGUAGGAUCUCUGGAAGAUGAACAAUUCAAUAUCGAAGGGAGGCAUCACCACAACCUAAGCCCAGAACAGAGAAAGCCACAGCACACUUCUAAUCAGGAAGAGGUACAUCUUACCAACUACCACACGAAUAAACAUUCUUUUCCAUGCGAAAAUGACGAAAAAAAUGUCUAUGUCCAAGCACCUGUUUCGGUUUUUUCCAUAGAUAAUUCAGAUGAUGAGUUGGAAGAUGACCAGUUGGAGGAUGACCAGUUGGAGGAUGACCAGUUGGAAGAUGACCAGUUGGUGGGAAAUCAAGAUGAGUGCACUAACAUUCAUGAGGAAGAUCAAAUGGGUAGUAGCAAUUAUCACGAUUACGUGACCACAAGACAGUUAGAACUCACGAAAAUAACAAUGGGGAGAAAAGGUACAAAUGGAGUAAAAUGUAAUCCACAUGCUGAUGGUAACCACUCGGAUGAGGUUACCAAUGGAGAUACAAUUACAUGUGAAGAAGAAACAUUUCUUCCAAGAAAUGAAAAAUCAAAAUUGUACAAAUAUUCUUGUAUGAACAAUCAGAUUCAUGAGAAAAAAAUUCCAUCUUGGGAUGAUGUAAAAUUCGAUCAUAAAAAAUUUCUUGUUGAGCGAUUCAAGAGUAAGGAGUGUUACUUGGUAGGUCAGGUUAAACGUGGGAAACUCAUUUUGAAUAAUUUUGAAACCAAGGGAACGGAUGAUGAAGAUUUCCUAUUUUGA
Plasmodium gonderi is the source of this 3867-nucleotide messenger RNA. Its product is annotated as DEAD/DEAH box helicase. The transcript has a single exon. Gene Ontology annotation, molecular function: ATP binding; nucleic acid binding. The record is from RefSeq and is a predicted model, not a curated record. Lineage: Eukaryota; Apicomplexa; Aconoidasida; Haemosporida; Plasmodiidae. Bases 1 to 3867 code for a protein of 1288 amino acids.